This is a messenger RNA of Xenia sp. Carnegie-2017, 1053 nucleotides long. Its product is annotated as serine/threonine-protein kinase/endoribonuclease IRE1-like. The transcript is spliced from 3 exons. Gene Ontology annotation, biological process: intrinsic apoptotic signaling pathway in response to endoplasmic reticulum stress; IRE1-mediated unfolded protein response; protein phosphorylation. The coding region runs from base 1 to 1053 and encodes 350 amino acids. Gene Ontology annotation, molecular function: ATP binding; protein serine/threonine kinase activity; RNA endonuclease activity. NCBI's taxonomy places the organism in Eukaryota, Metazoa, Cnidaria, Anthozoa, Malacalcyonacea, Xeniidae. Gene Ontology annotation, cellular component: IRE1-TRAF2-ASK1 complex. The record is from RefSeq and is a predicted model, not a curated record.
AUGGAGAUACGGCCGUCACAACCAGCAGCUAUGCAGUUCUUGGAAGAUGGAAAUUCUAAUAUGAAAAAUGGCGAUUACGAAAGGGCAAUUAAACACUACCAAGAAUGUUUGAAAGUUACAAACGAAAUUAGCGUCAAAAUAAUGGCGUUCUUUGGUCUUGGUAACGCUUAUACUCUCUCUGAUAAAUGGCAGGAAGGAUUAAACUGUUUUAAUGAUUGUUUGAAUCUUUCUUCUAAAGUGGAAAAUGGAAUUGUGAAUGGAGUGUUAGCUGUUUAUUGGGAAUUAGCUGAAUUGUUUGAUAAACUUGAAGAUUGGGGUGAAGCAACACAUAUUUAUAAAAUUUAUUUGGAGAUUGUUACAAAUGGCGAAGAUAUGGAGAAACAAAAGGAAGGGCGCCAUUACUUAAAGGAUUCAAUAGAACUGAAAUUAGAAGACCUUGAUAGGAAAAAGAAGAAUAAAGUUUUCUCUGAAGAGUUUUGUAUCGGCAAAGGAAGUGAAGGAACACGUGUUUAUCUUGGACUUGGAAAAGAUGGUUACGGUAAAGCAGUGAAACGAAUGCUUAAAGAUAACUUCAUCAAGCUUGCACAGCAAGAAAAGAAAAUUUUAAAUCAAAUCAACUGUAAGGAGUCGAAUUAUGUUGUAAAUUCUUUCCACUUUGAAGAAGUUACCGGAACUGAAUAUGUCUAUUUGAUACUCGACCUAUGUGAAGAAACUCUAGAGAGUUUUGUGCAAUCUUCUAGUUUGUAUGAUCUUCAAAAAUCUCUUCCUAAAAUUCUGCGACAAGUGCUAAAAGGAUUAGCUGAUCUUCACAGCCACCCACAUCCUAUUCUUCAUCGGGAUUUGAAGCCUUCUAAUGUUUUCCGAGACGCACAGGGCAAAUUUUUAGUAGCUGACUUUGGUAUGAGUCGAAUUUUAAAGAAUGAAUCUAAUACAUUAAAAAGUGGCACCAAAAUGGGAGCUGGGUAUUGGAUUGCUCCCGAAUCAUAUUGUAAAGGUGAAGAUUCAGUUGAUAAAGCACAUUACAAAAAAGAGUCUGAUGUAAUGGUAGGUUAA